UAUCCGAUUGUGCGAUCGAAUAGCAACAGCUUAUAGGAACCGGAAAUAUAAUCCGACAAAACCAUUGAAGUUGGGAGUCUCACAGUCUCCAAUCCCCAGAGCACAGAUCGCCGGCGUUUCCACCGGAAAUUCGACACCGUCGAUUUUGGCUGCUAAUCGCAGGUCAUCAUGUCGUGGCUGGCUCGAUCCAUCGCAAACACUCUCAAGUUCGACGACGACAACGACGAGGAAACCUACACCGACAAGAAAUCCCAAACUAAACAGCCCGAAAACCCUGAAUCCCCGAACGCCGACUCCGAGUCUUCUCCUCGUGGAGUCAAGGAGGACCUCUCGGAGAUUAGCAAAACCCUAACUCGCCAAUUUUGGGGCGUCGCCUCAUUCUUAGCUCCUCCUCCGCCGCAGCCCGAGCAGAAACCCGACCCGGAUGCAUCGGAGACGGAGGAUGGAUCGAUUCUGGGGAUUCGAGGUGACUUUGCUGAGAUUGGGGGGAAGUUCAGGAGCGGAAUUUCGAGGCUGUCGAAUAACAUAAAUGUUUCGGAAAUCACUAAAAUGGCUUCCAAUUUUCUUCAAUUGGAAUCGGAUGAUGAGAGCGGCGAGAGAGGAAGGAGUGUAGGUUUGGGCGAGGCUGCAAUCGGCGUGACUGAGGAAGUAGUGGCUUUCGCACGCGACGUGUCGAUGCAUCCAGAGACUUGGUUGGAUUUCCCUCUACCUGAAGAUUUUGAGAACGAUGAAGAUUUUGAUAUGUCUGAUGCCCAGCAAGAGCAUGCCUUGGCGGUCGAACGGCUUGCCCCAGGUUUAGCUGCCUUAAGGUUUGAAUUGUGCCCUAGAUACAUGAGUGAAAGCAACUUCUGGAAGAUUUACUUUGUCCUCCUUCACCCGAGGCUAGACAAAGAAGAUGCCGUACUUCUAUCCACACCUCAGGUCCUGGAAGCUAGGGCCUUGCUGACACAUGAUUUGAAGAACCGAAAGACAAUCAAAUCAGAAGAUAUUUCUGGGAAAGAUUCUUUAAUUCCACAGGAAACUUCUAUUCCACAUCAUGACGAACCACUUUCCGUGCCAUCACCUGUUUCUUAUGAUGAUAAGCAUGAAAACUCAUCUAACCUCAACCCUAGCUCUUCAACCAUGGCAGCUACUUCUGAUAUAGGAAAACAUGAAACAGACACAGAUGAAAUCGAAACUGUUGACAAGUCUGUCAUCUCAGAGAAGGAUAACAACGGACACGUGAAAUCUGAUUUGCCUGGCGCUUCUGAGAACAAAGAUGAAGAUGAUACAGACGACUGGUUAAAUGAAGAAGUCGGGACUGUGGUUGGGAAGAACAUUCCCAUUGAUAAUGAUGAUGAUGUCUCCUUUAGUGAUCUUGAAGAAGACGAUGGAGAUGUCCCUUCAAGCUACAGGAAAUCAAAUUACAGCUCUGACAAAGACUCGCGAGAUUGGGUUCAACUGGGGAAAAGUUCGCCCGACUCAUCCAAGGAUACUGAUGUGAAGCACUCGGAUGAGGAGAAUGCAUGGCUGGACGUCAACGAUAUUGUGGUCAGUUGACUCAUCUACUAAGCAGCCUCUUAAUAUAAUACGCUGUGAGUGUUUCUUUCUUUCUUUUUUUCUUACUUUCGCUGUCGAUAAGUCCAAUUUCAUGUCGUUUAUUGCAUGCUUUGAGGUUUUAUGAAUGAUAAUGCUUGUACAUAAGUGCACCUCUCCUAAAUAAACCUCGGACGGAUGCUGCUGAUUUAAAACAGUCUGAUAUUUUAAUUAAAGUCCCUCGUGAAGGCUCUUAAUAUACGCCGUCUUUCUUGCUUCGA
Messenger RNA from Andrographis paniculata, 1796 nucleotides. RefSeq lists its product as uncharacterized. The transcript is spliced from 3 exons. NCBI's taxonomy places the organism in Eukaryota, Viridiplantae, Streptophyta, Magnoliopsida, Lamiales, Acanthaceae. The record is from RefSeq and is a predicted model, not a curated record. The coding region runs from base 169 to 1539 and encodes 456 amino acids.